AUGGGGGAUCUCGUCCCAUGGAGAGGGGGUCCCCAGCACUCCAGGGGACUGAAACCCCAGUGGGCCCUGCUCAGGCCACCAGCUCCAGCUUGGAAAGGCCAAGUCCUCCCACACCUGCUGUCCCCACAGAAAUUCUCUGGGCUCACCCUGAGACUGUGGGAUGUGUUUAUCUUGGAGGGCGAGCAGGUACUGACGGCCAUGGCGCAUGCAUCAUUCAAAAUACACAGGAAGUACCCCAUGAAGCUUUCCUGGAGCACCAUCUGGGAGUUUCGGGAGCAACUGUCUCAGAGCUGGGCCCUGGAGGACAACGUGGUCCUCAGGAACCUUCAAACCUCCAUGAAGGAACUCACAAGGAAACACUGAGACCUGCCACCCCCAGGUGAGCCCCAGCACCAGAUGGAGCGAGGGUCCUCGAGGGUGUCCCCUGGCAUUGGGCCCCUCUGUCAGGGGGACAGACUGGCCCUCCCCACCCCACCAGCUCAGCUCCAGGAGCUCAUGCCAUCAGUCCCCCUGGAACAAAAGCCCUGUCCCCCCCAGCCUGGCCGGAUAGGACUGUCCCCAAAGCCGAGGCUGAGGCCCAGCGGCACAAGGGGCUUCCUGAACCCAGGGCAGCAAGCCGCUCUUUGAGGGACCCAGAAGCUCAAGAUGAGGGCAGCCCGUCCCCCGGUGAGGUCAGGCUUUGUAUUAUAUAACACUUGUCCGGGAACUCUAUGCCACAGCUCCACACAGACCCGCAUGUCGGGGGUCCGUGUUUCCUGUGCUGCCAUUUUGAACACGGCUCCUGGGACUCUGUCACUUCUCCAUCUUCUGUGGACAGCCCUGGAACAAAAAGACAGACCCCACCCAGCGAGCCCACUGGGACCCCGACACCAGGCCCUGCCCUGGCUUAUAACAGAGAAGAGGCCGGUCAAGAGAUACCCCAGCAGCAAGGUGGCACCUGCCUGUGACUCCCCUCGAGUCCCUCCUCCAGGGCCCAAGGCCCAGGUCCAGAGGGACCUGGCUUCAACCCGAGUCCUAGGAGAAGAGGGGCACCGCAGGCCUCCAGGUGACCACGCAGGGGACCAGGGCACUGCAAGCCCUGAUGUUGUAAGGAUUAACAUCAGAGAACCUGGGCAAGCCAGGCCAGAGACGCUGAGCCCGUGCAGUGAUGAGGAUGUAGGGGGCUGGCUCAAGGGGGUCAACAGCUGUGAACACUGCUGCCUCUUCCCGGCCUCAUUGCUGCAGUGCAGGCAGUCUGCACCCCGGAGACUGGCCCACCAGCACCCCGAGUGCACUAGUCCGCUAUGCCAACAUGGCACCCAGAGACUUCGCAGCCCUGCCUGCCGUACCACCCCCCUCCUGGAAGCCUUGUCCUGCAACCUAGCCCCUGUCGCAGCCACAGCAGGCACCACUGCCAAGCGCCUUCCAGCCGGGCUUCCCAGAGGGCAGAGGCGCCCUGCAGUCAUUGCCUCAGCCACUCACACUCUGGGAGAAGCGGCCCAAGGAGCCCACUCGGGAGUCCCGGGCUUAGACCUGAAGAGGCGAGUCCUGGACCGGCCAGCGUUCUCUCUAGAUCUGCCUCUCCCUCCAUGCCAUACUCUUGGGCCCUUUGUGGUGAAGCCAGGUGGCUGUCCUCCUGCCCCUGCCCCUGCCCCUGAAGGAGAAAGCUCCAAGACCUGCUGCAUUCACAGCCUCUUCCUGGAACCCCACCUCCACGUGCCCACCUACCUCCUCGACAUGCCUGAGCCCCUGUUGCUUUCCUCUCGCAGCAGCCUCAGACCCAGCUCCCCCAUGUUCAUCCCUGGGGCCCGAGUCACCUGCUGCUCCCGCUGGCCCAUCCACUGUGCAUUACCAAGCCGCACACAGCUCAUCGACCUACAGCCACACUUGUCAUAUGUCCUUGCAGACCGAGUGCAGUCCUCGAAGGUUGGAGGGUCCGGAGAAGAAAAGGGCCAAAUGGAGGAAGAGGACCCUGGGAACCCAUGGGUGCUGCAGAGCUGGGGAGGCUGUGGUGUCGAAUAUGAGCCUCUGGGUGGUAUGGAAAAUCCGGGAAACAGGUGGAAAGGGCAGCUGUUCGAACCCUGUGAGGGUGCCGAGGCCAUCAGGUUACAAGUGGCAGCACAGGUGAACUCAGGCCUUCUCACCUGGGGCUUGUCAGAUAAUACCCCUCCGGGUGUGGCCAUCGGGAAGGAAUCCUGCCCCAUCGCUGACAAUGAGCUGCGUUAUUUGGAGAGGCGGACCCAGUCCCUACAGCUGGUGUAA
Molecule: messenger RNA, 2241 nt
Organism: Mandrillus leucophaeus (drill)
Lineage: Eukaryota; Metazoa; Chordata; Mammalia; Primates; Cercopithecidae
Source: RefSeq, a predicted model, not a curated record